CAGACGUACGUAAUAACUCUCUUCGCAGCUUUAAAUGGACUGAACAGCUUAUGCAGAUGCUACCAGAAACAUCUAAUGAUUCUUAUCUGUAUUAGAGACCUUUAGUUUUUCCUUAUUUGGCAAAAAAGAAAAAAAGAAAAGAAAAGAGGCAUGAAUUGUGCAAAGGGAAAGCAAUGCAGAAUAGUGGUGUUUCCUCUUCCAUUUCAAGGGCACAUAAACCCCAUGCUUCAGCUAGCCAGCAUCCUCCACUCCAGAGGCUUCCUCAUCUCCGUGGUCCACACCCUCUACAAUUCCCCCGAUCCAUCCAAACACCCCCACUUCGCCUUCCACCCCAUCUCUGACGGCUUGUCGGAAUCCCCAGAUUCCGCCCCCGACCCUGUCCGAAUCAUCAAGCUCAUCAACCUCAACUGCCUGCAACCUUUCCGCCAAUGUCUCCACGCCUUGCUGUCGCACGGCGACGUCAAGUGCUUGAUCUCCGACGCUAAUUGGUAUUUCACGAGCUCCGUCGUCGAUGCUCUCAGCCUUCCCAGGAUUGUGAUGAGGACGAGCAGCGUAGGCGCUUUCUUGGCCUUCGCCGCUCUUUCUCUUCUCAGAGCAAAGGGAUAUCUCUUGGAUAGAGAUUCGAAAAUGGAGGAGCCGGUAGAGGAGGUGCCGCCACUGAAGGUGAAGGACAUGCCGGCUAUAGAAAUGUACGACGCUGAAGAUGCUUACAAGAACAUAGCCAAAAUGGUGGAAGAAACGAAGAAAGCUUCGGCCUUGAUUUUCAACACAUUCGAAGAGUUCGAGCUUCCGGAAAUCCGGCGGCUGCACGAACAGUUUGCGUCCCCAACCUUCGCGAUCCCAUUCCACAAGUGCUUCUCGGCGGCAUCGAGCAGCUUACUCGCCCAGGAUAGGAGCUCCAUUUCCUGGCUAGACAACCAGCCGCCGAAAUCCGUGCUCUACGUCAGCUUCGGCAGCGUCGCCGCCAUGGACACCGGGAAGCUGCGCGAGGUGGCAUGGGGUUUGGCCGACAGCGGGCACCGAUUCUUGUGGGCGGUCCGGCCCGGUCUGGUCCACAGUUCAGAGUGGCUCGAGAUGCUGCCAAGUGGAUUCUCCGAGGCGACCAGUGGGAGAGGAAUCAUUAUAAAGUGGGCCCCGCAGCAGGAGGUUCUCUCCCAUCCAUCCGUAGGGGGAUUCUGGACGCACAAUGGAUGGAACUCGACUCUCGAAAGCAUCUGCGAGGGCGUGCCGAUGAUCUGCUCGCCCUUCUUCGGGGAUCAGCUGGUGAAUGCGAGGUAUGUGAGCGAUGUUUGGAGAGUUGGGAUCAAUUUGGAAGGGGGUUUGGAGAGGGGAGGGAUUCAAGAGGCUAUUACGAAAUUGAUGGAUGAAAAAGAAGGCGAGGAGAUGAGGAAGAGAGCUAUGAUGAUGAAGGAGAAGAUAGAUGUUGGAUUGAAGAUGGGGGGCUCCUCUUGCAGUGCGCUUGAUGAAUUGAUCGAUUUCAUCUCUUCGUUUCAAAGAGUUGCUGGUUGAAUUUAGUGAUUUGAUUGUCUAGUAUUUGGUGCUUAAGAAAAUAAAAUUCGAUUAAUGAAUUUGGACGAGAUCAAUAAAGUAUUAUGUGCAUGUUUUUGUUUA
Molecule: messenger RNA, 1611 nt
Organism: Salvia miltiorrhiza (redroot sage)
Lineage: Eukaryota; Viridiplantae; Streptophyta; Magnoliopsida; Lamiales; Lamiaceae
Product: UDP-glycosyltransferase 76B1-like
Molecular function (GO): UDP-glycosyltransferase activity
Source: RefSeq, a predicted model, not a curated record